This is a messenger RNA of Cynocephalus volans (Philippine flying lemur), 1847 nucleotides long. It is a transcript of the gene CXCL12, whose product is annotated as C-X-C motif chemokine ligand 12. The coding region runs from base 61 to 330 and encodes 89 amino acids. The transcript is spliced from 3 exons. NCBI's taxonomy places the organism in Eukaryota, Metazoa, Chordata, Mammalia, Dermoptera, Cynocephalidae. Gene Ontology annotation, biological process: immune response. Gene Ontology annotation, molecular function: chemokine activity. Gene Ontology annotation, cellular component: extracellular region. The record is from RefSeq and is a predicted model, not a curated record.
CGCCGCGCCAGCUCCGCGUCCGGCCCGCGUCCACCGCCGCCACCGCCGCCCGCUCGCGCCAUGGACGCCAAGGUCAUCGCCGUGCUGGCCCUCGUGCUGGCCGCGCUCUGCCUCAGCGACGGGAAACCUGUCAGCCUAAGUUACAGAUGUCCAUGCCGAUUCUUCGAGAGCCAUGUUGCCAGAGCCAACGUCAAGCAUCUCAAAAUCCUCAACACUCCGAACUGCGCCCUUCAGAUCGUGGCAAGGCUGAAGAACAACAACAGACAAGUGUGCAUUGACACGAAGUUGAAGUGGGUUCAGGAACACCUGGAGAAAUUUUUAAACAAGUAAGCACAACAGCCAGAAAGGACUUUCCACUAGAUCCACUUGAGGAAAGCUAAACGUUAUGAGAGAUGAAAGGGCAAAAGUGUGGGGGAGGAAGGCCUGGAUCAUGAGGCUGGGGGUGUCUGUGGGGUGGCACAUUGAUCUGGGAUCGGGCCUGAGGUUUGCCAGCAUAUAGACAUUGCAUUUUUAGCAUAUGGUACGAUAUUGCAGCUUGUAUCCGUCCAUGUCCCAUACCCUUGCAUAUUGGGGCUUUUAUAACUGGUGUUUUCCUAAGAAAUUGUAUUAUCCCAACAGCAUUUCCACUAGUCAGUUCCCUCAUCAUCAUCAUCAUCAUCAUCAUCAUUCUCAUGAUCAUUUUUUAAAUCAGUGAUUACUUCAAGAUCUGUAUUUGGUUUGUUUUGGAGCUUCUCCUCUUCUGCCCUGGGGAGUCUGGGCACAGUUCGGUGAUGGCUUAGCAGGGAGCUCAAAAAAAGUGUCCCUCCUCCAGACACUGAGGCUGGAGAGACUGCAGAGUGUGCUUCUGCUGGAAUGACUGCUCUGUGUGGCUCUCAGACACUGAUGAGUGCUAGGCAGCUGCCACUGCCUUCACCCCCCCCUUUCAAGUGCAGUGAUUAGAUCUGUGGGCUCCAUGUAGAAGCCACUGUCACCAGGAACUGUGCUCAGAGAUCCUCUCCCGGCCAUGCCAACCCUCCCUGUGCCUCCAAGAGCAUGCUUCAUCUUGCUUCUGCUCCUCAUUUCUGUAGCCUGAUCAAUGCCACACCAGCAGGGAGGAGGGUGCUCACCAGGGCUCCCGCCCUGCACCCCUCUCGUCCCUUUGCCAUCCCCUCAGCUGGGGCCCUCUGUGAGAUCCGUCUUGGGCCUCCUCCAGAAUGGAGCCGGCUCUCUCCUGGGGAAUGUGAGAUCGUGCUCCCACUUCCCACAAAAGACAAGAGUUUGCAGAAUCAGAUGUAAUUUUAAAUCUGAGAGCUUGCUUUGAAGAAUUUGGUUUCUGUGAUUGCCUCUGAAGCUUAUGGAAGCUCUACAUGGCCAUGGAAGCUCUAUAAACUCUGAGGUUUCUGAAACCAGAAGUGAAAAAAUAAAUGAAUAAACCAUCCUCUUGCCACUAACUCCUCCUCCUGAAGCCACAACAGGGUUUCGGGUUCCAAUCAGAAAUGUUGGCAAGAUGAAGUUUUCCAUGCAUAAAUGUGAUCCACAGAUGGUCCUGGUGGUAUUUCUAACUUUGCAAGGCAUUUUUUUUAUAUAUAUUUUCGUGCACAUUUUUUUUUUUUUACGUUUCUUUAGAAAACAAAUGUAUUUCAGAAUAUAUUUAUAGUCGAGCAAUUCAUAUAUUGGAAGUGGAGCCAUAUGAAUGUCAGUAGGUUACAUUUCUUUAUUAUCUUAAACUACUGGCAAUUUGUAAAGAAAUAUAUAUGAUAUAUAAAUGUGAUUGCAGCUUUUCAAUGUUAGCCACAGUGUAUUUUUUCACUUGUACUAAGAUUGUAUCAAAUGUGACAUUAUAUGCACUAGCAAUAAAAUGCUAAUUG